GCGCCCUCCUUAGCAAAGGCACAGAUCCAGACCGGGCGGAACCCGCUCCCCACAUCCAGUCCCUCCCCACCUCCCGCGAUUAGGGUUUCCGCCGCCGACGCCGCCGCGCCGUCCGUCUCGCCCGCCGGCCAGUCCUCGUCACCCCCUCCCCAGCGAAGCGCCGGUCGCCGCCGCCGCCGCCAUGUACGGGCACCGCGGGGCAAUGAUGGGAAGCGGGGGGGUUUCGGAUGGGUACGAGGGAUCAAAGAGGCCACGAAUGAUGGAAUCGAAUCCAUACUUCGCAGUGAACGCAGGGAGCCCGCUGGACGUCUCAAAGCGGGCCAGGAUGAUGGAGCCAGGCCCCCCAUAUUUUGCAGGCAUGGGAAGCAGUGCUGGUGGCAGCGGAAGCGGCUUCUACCCUAGCUACGGCGGCAACAUGGCUGGUGCUGCAGGGGUUAACAGUGGCAUCCAAAACUUUCCAGCGGUCCGUCUGCGAGGGCUCCCUUUUGACUGCGAGGAUGUUGACAUCAGCAAGUUUUUCGCUGGGCUGGACAUAGUGGACUGCCUCCUGGUCCACAAGAAUGGGCGCUUCUCUGGCGAGGGAUUUGUUGUCUUCCCUUCAUCCAUGCAAGCGGAGUUUGCGCUGCACCGCAACAGGCAGAACAUGGGCAGGAGGUACGUGGAGGUUUUCAGAUGCAAGAAGCAGGAUUACUACAGCGCAAUAGCCGCCGAGGUGAACCAGGGUGGCGGUGCUCUCCUUGAGCCGGAGCACCGGCACUCGUCGCCUCCUCUGCGGUCCAGGAGGCUGUCUGAAGACAAGAGCAGCAUGGAGUACACUGAGGUGCUGAAGCUGCGCGGGCUCCCCUACUCCGCCAGCAUCGAGGACAUCAUCAAGUUCUUUGUGGAGUACGAGCUGACGGAGGAGAACGUGCACAUCGCGUACCGCGGGGACGGCAGGGCCACUGGCGAGGCCUUUGUCGAGUUCCCGACGGCCGAGGUUGCCAAGACUGCCAUGUGCAAGGAUAAGAUGACCAUCGGGACGAGGUACGUGGAGCUGUUCCCGUCGACCCCGGAGGAGGCGAGCAGGGCGAAGCCGCGAGGCAGGCAGUGAGCGGUGUCCUGCCAGACGCUGAGCACUGGGUGUGAGAACAGCUGCUGCAUCUCGUUCCAGUUUCAGCCUUUUCGCUCUUCAUGCUUUAUUAUAAUUGUAUCAUCAAUCAUGUCGGAUUGUGUUUAGUUUGGGCUCCUGUUUCUAGCUUUGUGGAGACAUUUUCUGAUGCGACUUGUCUCGAACUGCCUGCCUCUUGAGGGAAAAAGUGGUGUAUGAGAUACUUUGCUGAGUGUGUAACUGUUACCAUCCUUUGUUUAAAGAGAAGCACUUGUACCUCAUGAUA
Molecule: messenger RNA, 1373 nt
Organism: Triticum aestivum (bread wheat)
Lineage: Eukaryota; Viridiplantae; Streptophyta; Magnoliopsida; Poales; Poaceae
Product: G-rich sequence factor 1
Exons: 2
Coding region: 182-1090 (302 amino acids)
Molecular function (GO): RNA binding
Source: RefSeq, a predicted model, not a curated record